Ictalurus punctatus (channel catfish) is the source of this 1004-nucleotide messenger RNA. RefSeq lists its product as uncharacterized. The record is from RefSeq and is a predicted model, not a curated record. The transcript is spliced from 2 exons. NCBI's taxonomy places the organism in Eukaryota, Metazoa, Chordata, Actinopteri, Siluriformes, Ictaluridae. The coding region runs from base 232 to 978 and encodes 248 amino acids.
AUGAGUGAUGGAGAGAGUCUGGGGGAAGAAAGUGAACAGGAAAGUGAGAGAGAAAGAGAGAGAGAGAGAGAGAGAGAAAUAUGCACAUUAAGGCUCAUCUGAACACACCUUGCGGAUCCUCAAACAUUUUGGGAGAAUGUUCUGUUUGAUUGAUGAGUUGAAAGUGGAACUGUUUGGAAGACAGGAGUCCCGUUACAUCUGGCUUGCUCUUCUCUCUCCUGAAAGGAAGAGAUGAGGGAACACCACCUUAAGCUCAACCUGGCAAAAUCUGAGCUUCUCGUCAUCCCAGCCUGUCCCUCAAUCAACCACAACCUCACUAUACAGCUCAGCUCAAGCACACUCAAGCCAACCAGGACGGCCAGGAACCUUGGGGUGAUUCUCGAAGACAGCUUCACCUUUACAGACCACAUCUCAACAACUGCACGGUCCUGUAGGUUCAUCCUGUACAAAAUCAAGAAAAUCAGACCCUACCUCACCGAACAGGCUACACAGAUAUUAGUCCAGGCUCUUGUUAUCUCAAAACUGGAUUACUGCAACUCACUACUCUCGGGCCUCCCGGCCAGCUCCAUCGAACCCGUUCAAAUGAUUCAGAAUGCAGCAGCACGCCUCGUCUUCAACCAGCCCAAAAGAACCCAUGUCACACCCCUCUUCAUCUCCCUCCACUGGCUUCCUGUAGACGCCCAAAUCAAAUUCAAGGCCUUGAUGCUCACCUACAAGACCUUGUCUGGAACAGCACCCUCCUACCUCAACUCUCUCCUGAAGGCUUACGUUCCCUCACGCAAUCUGCGAUCAAUCAACGACCGACGCCUAGUAGUGCCUACUCAGCGUGGCUCAAGGUCCUUUUCAAGAACAUUCAAACUAACUGUUCCUCAGUGGUGGAAUGAACUUCCAACCUCAAUCCCGACCACAGAAUCUCUCACCAUCUUCAAAAAACAGCUAAAGACCCACCUCUUCCGUGAACAUCUAACCAACCCAUAAAAAAAAAAACAAAAAAAAAACUAAAA